Messenger RNA from Spinacia oleracea (spinach), 1491 nucleotides. RefSeq names its product protein FAR1-RELATED SEQUENCE 5-like. The transcript has 3 exons. NCBI's taxonomy places the organism in Eukaryota, Viridiplantae, Streptophyta, Magnoliopsida, Caryophyllales, Amaranthaceae. Bases 1 to 1491 code for a protein of 496 amino acids. The record is from RefSeq and is a predicted model, not a curated record.
AUGUUGAAUUAUGAGGUGGAAGAGCGCAAUUUUUUGGCUGCCCUCGGGUACAGCCAAGCUGGCUGUACCCCUAAUCAAACGACGUCGUGUGAUGCGGUGAAUAAGGAAGUAAGUGUUUUUGUUGAAGGGUCAGAAUCUAUGUUAAUGAUGAAGGAAGUUAAAAAUGAAGACGAAGCUUAUGAUUUGUAUAAUGAAUAUGCUUUUAGUAAAGGUUUUGGUAUUAGGGUUGGGAAAGGUCGGAAGCGUCAAAACAGUGAAUUUUAUACUAUGAAACGGUUCUUGUGUAGCUGCGAAGGGAUUAAAGAUGAAAAAAGGAAGAGAACAAGGUCUUAUGCUAGAUUGGAUACGCGUACUGGGUGUACUGCUUUUGUUCAGUUUUCUAUUGGUAAAGAUGGUGUAUGGACGGUUGUGAAUCAUAAUAUGAUUCAUAAUCAUGCUAUGGUUCCUCUAAAUAAGAGGCAUUUGAUAAGAUCACAAAUGAAGGUUAGUAAGGAGGCUCUUUACUUUAUGUCUACUUUAAAAGCUAGUGGUGUUAAAGUGUCUGAUACCUUGAGGGUUUUGAGGAAAGAAGUAGGCGGAUCACCUAUGGUCGGUUUUACAGCUAGUGAUGCUUAUAAUGCUUUAUCACAUGCAAAAGCUAAUAAACUUGAAGGUCAUGACUGUCAUCAGUUAAUCAAGUAUUUUGCUCAGAGAAAUUCCAGUGAAGAAGGUUUUUAUUAUGACUUUGAGCUUAGUGAAGAAGAGGGACUUUUAAGUUUCUUUUGGCGUGAUGGUCGGAUGAAGAGAGAUUAUGAUUAUUUUGGGGAUUUAUUGGUUUUUGAUACUACUUAUAGGACCAAUAAAUAUGAUAUGAUUUGUGCUCCUUUUGUUGGUAUGAACCAUCAUUCUAAUAAUGUUAUGUUUGGAAUGGGUUUUGUUAUCAAUGAAAAAACCGAAUCUUUUAAUUGGCUUUUUCAAACUUUCCUUACAUCCAUGGGUGGAAAUCCCCCAAUAACCAUUAUGACAGACCAAGCUCCAUCCAUUGCUGCUGGGAUAAGGAAUGUUUUUCCAGAUGCUAGACAUAGAUUAUGUACGUGGCAUAUUGGGGAGAAUUCAAAGAAGCAUAUUGGGCAAAUGUUGACUCACUAUAAAUGCGUUGAAAAUCCAUGGUUGAAGAAUUUAUAUACAAUUAGAGAGAUGUGGUGUCCUGCUUAUUCUAAGAAUUAUUGGUCUGGUGGUGUGUUAUCAUCACAGCGAUGUGAAACUACCAACAAGUCAGUUUCCCAUCGACUUGAUAAGACACAAGGGUUAUGUGAUUUUUAUCAUGUUUUUUUGGAUGUUAUUUCUGAUUGGAGGAGCAAAGAGAAUGGUCAUGACUACAGAAAUUGGAAAGGUAGACCAGAAGUUGCAGCUGCAAAUUGCGGAAUUCUUCUUCAUGCGAGAAAGAUUUACACUAUAGAAGCAUAUGUUUUGUUUGAAGAACAAUUUCUUAAAGGGAUGGCAUGUUCUUAA